This is a messenger RNA of Colletotrichum siamense, 780 nucleotides long. Its product is annotated as Fasciclin-like arabinogalactan protein. Gene Ontology annotation, biological process: macroautophagy. The record is from RefSeq and is a predicted model, not a curated record. NCBI's taxonomy places the organism in Eukaryota, Fungi, Ascomycota, Sordariomycetes, Glomerellales, Glomerellaceae. Bases 1 to 780 code for a protein of 259 amino acids. Gene Ontology annotation, cellular component: fungal-type vacuole membrane. The transcript is spliced from 2 exons.
AUGCGCUUGUCACUCUGGUCUGCUGCGAUUUUCGCCGGCUCUUGUCUGGCACAAGGUGAUCUCGCUGGGCUUCUCGCUUCGCAAGACGAUCUCAGUACGUUGCUUGAGCUAGUCGGUCUUGUUGAUGGCCUUGCAGAAACGCUCGCAUCGGCCUCCAACAUCACCAUCAUAGCCCCGACCAAUUCCGCUUUUGCCAAUGUGCCACGGGACAUUCCAGAGGGCGAGGCUAUUGAGCUUCGCAACGACACUAUCGCUAUUGCAGCCUUGCUUGCGAACCAUGUUUUCAAAGGAGUUUACCCAUCCAGCGUCAUCACUGAAGUGCCCACCUUUGCUCAGACCCUGCUCAACGGUUCCUACAUCACCGCUCGCCAGCCUUUCUCCAACUUCACUGGAGGCGCCUACAACGGACUCGUCAAGAACGGGAAGGACGUGUGCAUCCUGUCUGGGGAGCAAACCAUCUCCACGGUCACUCAAGCUGACAUCAAACUUGGUGAAGGUAUCACAAUUCACAAGGUCGAUACCGUGCUAUCCUUUGGAGCCCCAUUCCAGCUCUUCACGUUCCGAGCAGGCUACCGCGCCAUGAAUGCCGCUCUGGAGGCGGCUCACCUCAACUUUGCUUUUGGCGAGACUGGAGCCGACGUUCAAGGUCUCAACAUUUCUGACUACACAAUCUUCGUCCCAACUGAUGAAGCUUUCAAGUUAAUCGGCUCUGUACUUGAAACAGCGGAUCUAGAGACACUUCAGCAAGUGCUUCAGUACCACAUUAUUCCUAACAACUAG